Molecule: messenger RNA, 1848 nt
Organism: Zingiber officinale
Lineage: Eukaryota; Viridiplantae; Streptophyta; Magnoliopsida; Zingiberales; Zingiberaceae
Product: probable protein phosphatase 2C 66
Exons: 5
Coding region: 44-1564 (506 amino acids)
Biological process (GO): protein dephosphorylation
Molecular function (GO): protein serine/threonine phosphatase activity
Source: RefSeq, a predicted model, not a curated record
GCUCCUUCGGUCGUCGGUUUCGUCCCCACGCCGGUCGCAGAUAAUGGGCGUGUGCUUGUCGUGCUUCCGGCCGCCGGCAGAAGUGGGGCAGACCUCCGCUGCAUCAUCGUCCCGUUACUUGGGCGACUCUGCUAAUCGGAGGUCGAGGAAGAAGCCCAAGCAGGAGGAAGGGACGGAGGUUAGUGGCGGCGGCGGCGGCAAAGGACGGCUGCUGGAAGUCGAGUCUGUGGCUUGCGAGUUCGAGGAGGAUGAGCUGCACCGCUUUACUGGUCGUCUGUUCUCGAACGGGGCCAGCGAGAUGGCCUGCCUUCACACGCAGCAGGGGCAUAAACGGUCCAACCAGGACGCGAUGAUCGUUUGGGAGAAUUUUGUAUCAAGAAGCGACACCAUCUUCUGUGGAGUGUUCGAUGGUCAUGGUCCAUUUGGUCACCUGGUGGCCCAAAAGGUCAGAGAUUCUCUUCCUUUCAAAUUGUCUAACAAAUGGAGCGCUAACCUUAUUGCUAAGGUGAGAAGUAAGGAUUCUGAAGAAAUGACAUCCUUCAAUACUGAUGAAGAACCUGAUGAAGAACCUAGUGACUCCUCGGAGGUCUAUGGGGAUGGCACAGUACCUGAAAUGUAUCCUCCACUAAAGAAAUCCUUCUUAGAAGCCUUUAAGGUAGUUGACAAAGAUUUGAAAGAUAACUCAGCAGUUGACUGUUUCUGUAGUGGAACUACUGCUGUUACUAUGGUGAAGCAGGGACAAGAUCUUGUAAUUGGAAAUCUAGGUGACUCAAGAGCAGUGAUGGGCACCAGAGAUAAAGAUAACAAUUUGAUUGCAGUACAGAUGACUGUGGAUUUCAAGCCUAAUCUUCCAGGAGAAGCAGCAAGAAUUCGGAAAUGCAAAGGAAGAGUGUUUGCCCUGAAGGACGAACCAGAAACUGCACGUUUAUGGCUACCAAACAGGGACUCACCAGGCCUGGCCAUGUCAAGAGCUUUUGGGGACUUCUGCCUAAAAGAUUAUGGUUUGAUAUCUGUGCCAGAUAUCUUGUAUCACCGUCUCACAGAUAAAGAUAAAUUUAUCAUUCUUGCUUCUGACGGGGUAUGGGAUGUUCUAUCGAACAAGGAGGCUGUUGACAUUGUUGCUUCAGCACCAUCUCGUGCGACGGCCGCAAGAGCCCUUGUCGACUGUGCGGUGCAAUGCUGGAGGCUGAAAUUUCCUACCUCAAAGAUCGAUGAUUGUGCUGUUGUCUGUCUGUUCUUUGAGAAGCAAUCAUCAACCGACCAAUUUCAGAAAGCCGAUUCCAAGAAAACACCUACUCACUCAUCAGAAUCGACGGAGGGUCCUUCAGAUAAAGAAGCUACAACCAUGCUAGAAAUGGAUCAUUCGGUUGAUGGAACUGAGAAUCAUAAUUCUCCACUGGAUGAGAUUGUACCAGUAACUGAAGAACCUAAUAAGACCCUUGCUGCUUGCAUAUCGACUGUUGAGGAUGAUGAAUGGUCUGCUCUCGAAGGCGUAACGAGAGUGAACUCGAUACUCGAUAUUCCAAGAUCUUUGAAUACUGGAAAAAGAUCUACAGAUUAUUGAUUUAAAGAUAGAUUUCUCCAUUCUUUCCAUUGUUUGAUAUCUCAGAUUCUCAGGAAAGUCUGAAACAAAAGCUAGUAGACUCGGAGCUUCUUCGAUAUCUGAAAGUGUAUGAUCACAUAGAUCAUUGGAGCAUUAUGAUUCUGCAGUAAGUUCACAAUCUUCUUUUUUUACUUGCUUGUGAAAUAUGUAUGUUUCUUCACUUUUAAGAAAAUAGCUAAUUUAAUUAGAUUAGUUAUAACGACUUUCGGUAGGAGCUCAUCAAGUUGACUGGAAGCUUUGGUCAA